Messenger RNA from Amborella trichopoda, 1324 nucleotides. The record is from RefSeq and is a predicted model, not a curated record. NCBI's taxonomy places the organism in Eukaryota, Viridiplantae, Streptophyta, Magnoliopsida, Amborellales, Amborellaceae.
ACUUUUAUAGGAAAACUAUGCCAAUACACAUACCUUCCCAAAACCGUCACAAGCAAUUCGUGAUCUGAAUCAGAUUUCCGAUCCGGAUUGUCAGGCUUUAAAACGAAUGCUCGGGACUCCAUGUUGGCACUUUAUCCGCCCGCAUGUGACAUGUAAGAAAACGAAUUUUACGAGUUGGGACGUGGCGUGGUGAAUAAUCUGACGGGUUUUUCCAUACACCCAAAAAGUUUAGUACUCCCGCGGGAGUAGAUUUGGUGCUUUGGUAUAAACAUUGAUUAUUUUGGUCGGGACCUUGGGUGCUAAAUAAGGGACUGGUUUUUGAGAGGUCUAAUGGCAUUCGAAAGACGGGAACCAGAUACACAGUAAUGCAUAGGACCAUCGUUGCAGGCUUGCGGCCAUGGUUUCGAUUUCCACCCUUUGCAGAUAUCUUGCUCACAGAUUGGAGUACUCUGUUGCUCUCAGCUGGAAAAAAUAUAAAGUAGGACAAAUAAGAAAUGAUCAAGUAAGUGACAGUAUGAUAAAAAAUCUGCUCCAGGUCAAGUUGACAACCUACUUGCAUUGGAAACAUGGGGAGGAGAUGGCUCCGACAAUAACGGGGAAAGAAGGAACUCUUCUUGUACGAAAAUUACCAUAUCCAGAACCAACGCGAGUUUUUGUUGGAGAUGUUGUUAUCUUGAAGGACCCAGAGAAGCCAGAUGAUUAUAUUGUUCGGAGACUCGCUGCAGUUGAAGGUUAUGAGAUGGUCUCUAAGGAUGAUAAAGACACGCCUUUUGUUUUAGAAAAGGAUCAAUGCUGGGUUUUAGCAGAUAAUGAAUCUCUCAGUGCUAAGGAGGCACAUGAUAGCAGGAUAUUUGGACCGGUACCAAUGACAGAUAUCAUUGGCAGAGUCAUCUAUUGUUUGCGCAACUCUAUAGACCAUGGGCCUGUACAAAAUAGGAGUGGGCCCCUCUAUGGUAAAUCCACCUGCAUACCUCAGAACCGGACUGCAGAUGCUCUAAUGGUGUGCCAUGUACCAUACUCCCAUUCCGCUUUGGGAUGCAAAAGGAUUCACCUGUUUUGGCAGUCGAGUUGGAUGUGGAUGAAAUGGCAAAGAGCACAAAAACAUGAAGAUCCCCUGCCAAAUAGUCUGUCUCAAAACUAUAGUUUAUACUUGGAUGAGAGGCAUUUUCAUGUAUCCACAAUAAUAAACGACUAAAUUGGGUGGUUGUAUUAGGGUAGGAGAGAUUAUUGAGCAAGUUCAAGCAUGGAAAACCGGGUUUUUAUAGCUGAUGAACAUUGAAUCACUGACCACGAAUUUUGUGCAAUAUUUCUUGCGUUGAGGACC